GGCGGCCGUCAGUCGACCCGCACCCGCCGUGGAAGCCGCACGCGCCCGCUCGCGGACUAUCGACGCAUCGAUAGCAUAGCGCAGCUCGCGAUCAAUUUGAUAAAAAACCAGUGUUGUGUUAUUUUUUUGGCGAAAUAAGGAUUUUGUUUAAAAAAUAGUGGUGUGACGACUUGGACGAGACCAGGUUUUUUUAUCAGUUAAGACCAGUAAUGUCCAUCUAACUUCAACGAUGGCGAGUGCAGGCGCAGUCCUUCUGGAGGCGCGGCCCUUCAGGCCCUUCAAGUCCUCCGAGGAGUACCUCUAUGCCAUGAAGGAGGAUCUCGCGGAGUGGCUGACCGUCCUCUACCCAGAGCUUCGAAUCAACGCGGAUAACUUCUUGGACAGACUCGAUACCGGCGUCGCUUUGUGCAGGCACGCGAACGCAGUCCGUGACUCAGCCCGUCUAAUCCUGGAGUCGCCGCAGCCCGAGUCUGACGACGCCCUCACCCUGGCUCGCGCUCUCCGCACCCGACCCCCUGUCAACAUGCUCCCCGCAGCCAAGGCUGGCACAUUCUUUGCAAGAGACAACCUCUCCAACUUCAUCGACUGGUGCCGCAAAGCUCUCGGCAUCCUCGAAUGUCUGCUAUUCGAAACUGAUGACCUUUGCCUCAGAAAGAAUGAAAAGCAUGUCGUGCUAUGCCUUCUAGAAGUAGCUAGAAAAGGAUCGGUGCUUGGUAUGCCAGCACCUCUGCUUGUUCAGAUGGAGAAGCAGAUAGAGAGAGAGUUGGCAGGAGAAGAGUUGAGGCCUGAUGACUCGGCGCUAGGUCUGGUGCCUUCUGGUCCUCAGCCUCAGCUGGUGACGAAUGACUUGAGGAGUUUGGACGAGAGGGUGAGGGACCUGGUGGAGAGGUGCUCCUGUCCUACUCAGUUCCCGAUGGUGAGAGUGUCCGAGGGGAAAUACAGGAUCGGUGACACCAGGAUGCUUAUUUUCGUGAGGAUUCUUCGCUCGCACGUGAUGGUUCGUGUUGGUGGUGGCUGGGACACUCUGGCCCACUACCUGGACAAGCACGACCCGUGCCGCUGCCGCGCUCAGCACCGCACCUCCCUCUCCGCCCGCCUGGCGCGCCCCAAGCACGACCUCGCCGGCGCCACCGUCACAUACGAGAGACCAGACCCUGGCCCGACCUCCCUGCCCUACACGAAAACCGAACCAAAGACCUACGAGCCAAUGUCUCUGCAAUACAACUCUAAAGUCUAUAACGAUGAACCCAAAUCUGGGCAUUACCAGUCGAACCACAGGCUCAGUGAAGCUCCCACCAGUCUACCUUAUCUCGGAGACUUGGACCGGGCUGUGUCUCCCGGUAGGAGGCACCUUGCACCUCGAGCAAACAGCCCUAACAGGAAGUCAGCUUCUCCAGAUCGCAGGACUAAAAUCGUGGUGACAAACCAUUUAGUUCCAACUCCUCAUGGAAUUAGGAAUAAAAGUCCUAGACCAGUGUCUCCUGCUCCUGCUGCUGAGAGCGCGUCAGACAAUGGCUCGGAGGUCUCUGAUGAGGGGUACAGGAGUCUGGGAGUGGUGGCGGGGUCUACACAGGGGUCUCCAUCGACGAAAACGACCAACAGAUACUCGUUACACAGUCAGAAUUCGAUUGAAGACGCAGAAUUUAAUGAGCGUCUCGACCAAGACGACGGUUGUCACAUGGACAAGCAAGAACGAGUUGACGACCACGUGAGCCUCAAUACGGGACUCAGGAAGACUGACUUCUCUGACACCUUCUACGGAGGCAGGAAACCGAGCUCCAUCGAAGAUAAGUCCAUUAGAGGCAGCCCCGACCGAGUCAUCGUCACCGAGAACAACAACUCGCCCAGCAAGAGCCUCAAACCCACCCGCGGAGCUUCCGAGUCUCCUACCAAGACUAUAAGAAGCCGCCAGGCCAGUCGCAUACCUCACUCCCCCGUGAGGAACCGCACUCCAAGCCGUGGCAACACCCCCAGCCCGAAGCACACCGCUACUCCAGUACAAACAUCACCAAAACUGACCCCAAAGCUGCCGCCGACUGCCAGGAACACUUGGAGUGGUAGGACAGCUCCCACACAAACAAAAACCAAAUCCAGACCCACUAUUGGAGCUGAUACGUUCGAUAACCCGAAUAAGUCUCCCAAAAUGAGGCCGAAAACCCCUCAAACUGAAGCCUUUAAGAGGAAUUCUCCCCUCAGAGCUAGCAGCGCCACUCUUAGGUCCCCACCGAGCAAUAAGCCUUUGAGUCCUCUUCUAGAACAAAUUUUAAGAUCAACAGAAACAGCCAAAGAUGAUGCUUCAGUCUUAGAAAAGAUGAAGGAAAUUAUUAGGACUUACUCGAAAGGAGACGAUUCUCUAUCAAGGACUAGUUCUAAAGAUUCAGACUACGCUGAUUUCACUUCAGCUUGGGUCAUGUCCGAUGGGAAGCUAGAAAGGUCCACCAGCACCAGGCAGUUGGCGGCUCCGAGGAAAGACCAGAGGAACGGACCCUCGAGGAUACCAGCUCCAGUCGCCCUUGGCUGCAGGAGAUCCACAUCCACGUCACAGUUCCAAUGACAGGAAUCUGAAGGUAGCGUGGACACUGCCGAUUAACCCAGUGACAGUUGAACUAUUUAUAUUAGUGUUAUAAAUGUGAGGACAGCUCAAAUUAAAGUGGUUAUUCAGUGAUGGAUUGCAGCCUAAUGGCGGUGUGUGAUAAUGACGGAAAAUUGUAUUGACUUUAUAUCGCAUAUCCUUGUGUUAGUGGUCGCUUAUGAUUUUCUAUGGAUUAGGAAACUAGCCAGUCUUUUUGUAUUGCGCAUUUUGCUAAAACCAAUGGAUUGUAGUAUGAAACAAGUCUGGUAUUUUGGAGAUCAGAAAUUGUUCAACAUUGUCACCCUCCAUGGUAUUUGCUUGAGACUGGUUCUACACGGCUUUGACCCUACUACGAAUAGUAGUAGACCUUUGGAACACCUCUAAACUAUGGCUAAAGCAGCUAGUGGUGUUCCCCACCCAACGACGAUUUUAGAUGUUAUCGAUACAUAAGUACUAAUUUAUCGAUUAGAGAAUUUGUACUAACAAUUAACAAGUUUUUUUGUGGUCAUAUAAUGAACAUCGACCGUUAAUAUAUUUUUCAACUAUUUGCUUAAAAACCGACUUUUAUUAAAUUUGAUGCUGUUACAAUCAUGCUGGCAGUAAGUUUAUAUUUGCUAAGUUUAUUUCUCAAGAAAAUAAAGUUGAAAAUAUUGAAAUUAUUGCUUAAACGCAGCCUAAGUGUUUCACCGAUAGGUUAUAGGUUAGUAAAUGAGUAGAACAGCACUAUUCUGAUAAAAGUCGGUUAAACAUGGUGCUAAGCAAUCUUUUGUUAAUAAUUUAAUUGUUUUGUCGAAACACGAUCACAAACAGUUUACAACUCUUAGCUGUAAGUUUGUAAAAGUUAGCCUCUAAUAUAAUUUAGCCUCACUAGCUAAUGUCAUUGCCAAAUCGAUCCUUUGCAAAUCGAUCGAUUUGACAAAAAUAUUAGUUACUACAAGGGAGCGUUAAUUAUCAAAUUGCAUUAAAGUUAAUUUAAAUUAAAAAUAUUUUUAUUCAGCGAAAAUAGAACGCAUUUCAUUAUAUUAAAUUCAAGGACAAAUGCGUUUUAUUACAAUUUAAGUUAACUUUGGUGCAAUAUUAUUUGUUCUUAAAGACUUUAUUCCCAAUGUCUAAUUAUUACUAUUCGAAAUAACGAUAUUACUGAUAGUAAUAAUUCUAAAGUACUACGGUACUUAUUUUACAAGAUGACAAGUUUAUUUUAAGUUAUAUUUAAGUUCUAGAUUUAUUUUCUUUUACUUCCCGGAAUUUACUAAUCAUUAUACGAAUAGACAAAUAAUAAAUUGACAUAAAAUUUUGCAUUUAACAUUUAUCAUUCCAAGUUUGGAUAAGCCGGGAUCUUUGGCAAUUUUUGUUUAAAAGUAAUCUCAUUUAUGUAGGUUGUGAGGGCUAGAGCUUAUAGAUAACUGUAGCGUUUUUAAUAAAAAGAAAAUAGAUCAAAUACCUAGAUUUUUUUAAUAAACUUUGUAAACUCAUGUUCAAAUUAUGAAAAAAAAAAUCGACUAAAAACAUCCAUACUCAUACCUCAUGUAGAAUACUGAAAGAAAAAUAUUUUUGCACUCUUUAUGUAAUACAUAGAUGUCGGUAGCUGCCACAAGACCGUCCGAUUCAAAGAUGUAGAAAUAAAUGUAGAUUGGGGACAAAAAAUAUUUUUUUAGCCACUAUAAUGAGACAUUAUUAACUGACUAAAAAAGUCAAUAAAGUAUCAGCAAUAAUUAUGUGGCUAAAAAAAUAUUUUCAUUUAAAGUUACUUCUAUCAUUGUAAUGAAUAAUUUAAUGGUAAUUAAAUUAAUGAUUGAAGUAGAUGAUAAGUAAAAAUCUUGAUCUUUAAAUCUUCAGGUCUUUUCGAUGUCACAAAUUUUACUUCUAUGUAUCUUAGUGAAAUGUUAUAGUUCUUAUUGUAAUAGCCUUAAGGGCUAGUGUAAAAUUAGCCUUUUGUCGUCAAUACUUUCCUCCAUUUCAAUAUAUACAACUAUUUCUUUUUAAUGUCAAAAACCUACUCAAUUUAUAACGCUCAACCAUCUGUUUACUUGAAACAAUAAAUAAUUAAAAAGACAUUCGAGUUUUAUUUGUCUUUAAUUUACAAAAAAAGAGAUAUUUAUUACAAAAAAAAUGCUUUUUGUAAACAGAUGAAUAAUGGACACUUACAACUUUAUAAUUAUUGCUCUUAUACUAUUGGAAUAUUUACGAUUUAAGGAAAUAGAAUGUCCACAAAAUUACAAAAUUAGACCAUUAUUACACUGCCUAAAAACAAAAAAAAACUUGUCUAAAAUUAUUCUUUUUUUAUAUUUGAGUUUUCCAUUUUUAGUGCAGUGUGCUAGUGGGGGUUAGAGGCUAGGAAUUUAGUGAAUUUACAUUAUAUCUCUUUGACAUUAUGUUACCAGUGACUAUGCCAUAGAUAUCUGUUAUUAUUCACGGAAUAAACGAUACGUUUAUCUGAAAA
Trichoplusia ni (cabbage looper) is the source of this 5012-nucleotide messenger RNA. It is a transcript of the gene pigs, whose product is annotated as GAS2-like protein pickled eggs. Bases 230 to 2554 code for a protein of 774 amino acids. NCBI's taxonomy places the organism in Eukaryota, Metazoa, Arthropoda, Insecta, Lepidoptera, Noctuidae. Gene Ontology annotation, cellular component: stress fiber; actin filament; cytoplasm. Gene Ontology annotation, biological process: regulation of microtubule polymerization or depolymerization; protein localization to microtubule plus-end; actin crosslink formation. Gene Ontology annotation, molecular function: cytoskeletal adaptor activity; microtubule binding; actin filament binding. The transcript has 5 exons. The record is from RefSeq and is a predicted model, not a curated record.